GACUCUUACAGCGGCGGGCCUCAGACCCCAGCGCGGACGCGGACUUUGUCUUUGGGGGCCCUGCUCUGCCCUUCCUGGUUUCCGGCAAGAUCGCAGAGGAGCCGGCGUGCCUCUCUGCCCUCCAGCCUUCCUCACCAUGUCCAAGAUGCCGGCCAAGAAGAAGAGCUGCUUCCAGAUCACCAGUGUCACCACGGCCCAGGUGGCCACUAGCAUCACCGAGGACACCGAGAGCCUGGACGAUCCGGACGAGUCACGCACAGAGGACGUCUCCUCCGAGAUAUUCGACGUUUCUCGGGCCACGGAUUACGGCCCCGAGGAGGUCUGCGAGCGCAGCUCCUCCGAAGAGACGCUCAACAAUGUUGGGGAUGCGGAGACUCCCGGUACCGUCUCCCCCAACCUCGUCCUGGACGGACAGCUGGCGGCCGCGGCGGCCACUCCCGCCAACGGAGGAGGAGCCGCUUCGGCCCGCAGCGUGGCUGGGGCGCUGGCCAGUACCCUAGCGGCGGCCGCCACCUCGGCCCCCUCCCCGGGGGCCCCCGGAGCCCCCCCGGUCGCGGGCCCCUCCGCCGGGCCAGGGACUGCCGCCCCCUCGCAGCCCCCCACCACUUGUAGUUCCCGUUUCCGCGUGAUCAAGCUGGACCACGGCAGCGGGGAGCCGUAUAGACGCGGCCGAUGGACGUGCAUGGAAUACUAUGAGCGGGAUUCCGACAGCAGCGUCCUGACGCGGUCCGGGGAUUGCAUUAGGCACAGCAAUACUUUUGAUCAGACUGCGGAUCGGGACAGCGGCCUGGGCGCCACCGGAGGGUCCGUGGUGGUGGUGGUGGCCUCCAUGCCGGGGGCGCACGGACCCGACUCGGGAACUGACAGUUCCUUGACUGCUGUGUCACAGCUACCCCCGUCGGAGAAAAUGAGCCAGCCCGCCCCGGCCCCGCCGCAGAGUUUUGGCGUUGGGCAGCCGCAGCCGCAGCCGCCGCCCGUAGGUGGGGCUGUGGCUCCGAGCUCGGCUCCGCUGCCGCCGUUCCCGGGAGCCGCGGCCGGGCCGCCGCAGAUGAUGGCAGCCCCGCCGCCCAGCCAGCCCCAGGGCGCCGCGCCUGGCUCCGUCCCCUCGGGGCCCAACGGACAGGGCCUGCCGCUGACGAAUGUAACCCUGGCGCAGCCCGGCCUGGCCCUGCCUCCGCAGCCCGGCCCGGCCGUGGGCGCUUCUGCCGCGCCGCCGCCCCAGCAGUUCGCGUAUCCCCAGGCUCAGAUUCCGCCGGGCCAUCUGCUGCCCGUCCAGCCCGCCGGCCAGAGUGAGUACCUGCAGCCGCACAUGGCCGGCCUGCAGCCGCCCAGCCCGGCGCAGCCCUCGUCCGCGGGCGCCGGAGCGGGCCCCGCCGCGUCGGCCGGCCUCCCCGCGGGCCCCGGCCAGAACGCCUCCUCCACGGGCGCGCAGAUUAUGGGCGCGGCCUCCCUGCCUGGCGAAGCCGUGGCCCCGGGGCCGGGCCUCGCGCAGGGCGGACCGGCCGCCCCCGGUCAGCCGGCCGGAGUGCCCCCGGCUGCCGUGGGAGGCGCGGCGCAGUCGGGCCUGGUUCCCGCCGGGGCCGGGCAGCCGCAGCCCGCGCCUCCGCCGCAGAUGGGCGGCAGCGGCACGCCAUCGGCAGUGCCCGGCGGCCCUCACGCCGUGGUGCCCGGAGUUCCGAACGUGCCUGCAGCCGCGCCCGCUCCCAGCGUGCCUAGUGUGUCUACCACUUCUGUUACUAUGCCAAAUGUACCCGCGCCCUUGGCCCAGGCGCAGCAGCUGAGCAGCCAUCCUCCGGUCAGCAGGAGCGGCAGCAUCAUCCAGCACGUGGGGCUGCCCUUAGCGCCAGGCACGGCCAGUGCACCGACGAGUCUACCGCAGUCUGACCUAAGCCAGUUUCAGACUCAGACCCAGCCUUUAGUCGGGCAAGUUGACGAUACUAGAAGAAAAUCCGAACCCCUACCUCAACCACCACUUUCUCUCAUUGCUGAAACUAAGCCUGUUGUGAAGCCUCCUGUUGCAGAUGCCCUGGCAAACCCCCUUCAGUUAACACCUAUGAACAGUCUCUCCACCUCUGUAUUCAGCAUAGCUAUUCCUGUUGAUGGUGAUGAAGACAGGAAUCCUUCAACUGCUUUCUUCCAAGCGUUCCAUUUGAACACGAUUCAGGAAUCAAAGAACCUCUGGGAUAGGUGCCAUCAUUUUCUGUCUUCCGCAUUUGUCAUUUGCAGAGUCAUCAGGGAAUCAGUCAGCUGAAAUCAUCACCAAAUAUAAGAAUAAUAGAUACUGAUAGCUAAAAUAAUACAGGGAGCCCAGAUUAUUUGCAUUGACUGUUUAUUAAAAUGAAUAAUGUAGCUUUCUGGAGAUUAUCUUACUCUCCAGAAAGCUUUUAAGCCCUGUGCCAAUUUUAGUGAUAGCCUAGCCUAUUGGCAUUUCAGAAUAGUAACUUGAAAAUUUGACUUCCUGUUUUUUCUUCUUUAAAAAACAGCUUUCCAGACUUAAUCAUUAUUGGCAUUACUUUGUUAAAUCGACAGAGUUAGUUUAGAAACCUAUCCUGAUGAUCACUGGGGAGCAGGCUCUCAUUGGGAGUCCUUUGUCUGUAAAAGCUAAGGGUAAGAAUUUAUAGCAAACAACUUUACCCUCUUGUAAAUAUCAGGUCAGUAAGGUAAAGGAGUACUAGAGCGAAGAAACUUUACCUCAGGUAGACUAAAGGAAGAAAUCACGUAGCUUGUAAGGAUUUAUCCUUAUUGAUAAACACUUAAAAGUGUUUCUGCCUCUAUGAAGAAAAUACUUAAAUGUAGUUAACAAAUGAGAGUAACAGUUGCUAGGUGCACCAUCCCCUUGAGUCAGCUUGUCCUUCCUCAUGAUAGCACCAAUAUUUAAAGAGAAAUGAAUAAGGAAAGUAGUACACAUGAAUUAUUAACUUAAAAUGAAUGUCUGAGUAAGUUUAUGUCUUUUUCUGGAUACUUGAUGAUUUCAGUUAAAUUAAGUCUUUAUAGUGAUUACUUACAUCUAUUUACAUCUAGUUUCACAAUUGUUGCAUUAAAAUGUUCUUGUUAAAUAACCUCAAGUAUUUUGUGUUAGAAAAGGCAUCCAAUAUUUCCUGUCAUUGUGAGAUUUCAUUUUUGAAGUUAGGAGUAAAUCAGAACUAAACUACUCCUAUGACACAAUUUGUUUUGUUUCACUCAUACUCCAGGAAGCUUGGAUACAUCAUUAACACCCACUUGUUAACCCAAGAUGGUAAAAACUCAGGUUUCAGAAUUUGGAUAAUCUAGUUUUUGAAUGCUCGGUGCUAAUGACUUUUUAAAAAUCUUUUUAUUGAAGUAUAUUUUGUAUCAGAAAAGUCCACCAUUCAUAAAUGUACAGCUCAAACUGAACACAUCUGCGUGACUAGCACCCAGAUCAAGAUACAGUAGUAUAAGCUCUUCAUGACCCCCUCGUGCCCCCUUCCUAUUAUUUCCCUCCUCUAUCUUAACUUGCAGUAAGUGGAAUCAUACACUAUGUAUUUUGUGUCUGUCCUCUUUUACCCAGUAUUAUGUUUGAGGUUCAUCUAUAUGUUUCUGCAUAGUGGAUCUGAACUACAUAAUUUUAAAGAAUCACCAUGGUGGGUUACUUGUUAGAGAUUGUUACUGGUUAAAUGUUCUCUCCUAAUAAUUAUACUCUAAGUACCUUGAGGAUAUAAGCCCAAACUGUUAUGUAACCACACCAAAUAUAUUUCCUAAUAAUUUGUACCUAGUACUUACAUAAUUUAUUAUCUGAUUAUAUUUUGACCAAUUUCAGUUAAGGGUAUCUAGUAGAGGAUAAUCAGAGACGCUAAAAAUUAGAGGAAAAGUUUUUAAUGGCCUGUCAUCUUUUUAGGACUGGAUCUCAGAUUUAGAUGAAAACCUAAGAACAUGCUUAUAAAAUGUUCAGAUGACGUUAAAGCAGGAAGUCAUAGCUAUUACUGGAUGAUAGCAUUUGUGAAUUUAACAGUCUAAAGUAUGCGCAGCAGUUGAGAAAGUGAAAGAAUGUGUAUGUAAAUUCAGGGAGGUUGAAACUUCAGUUGAAUAGGUAGAGUAAAAAGUACCUAGAUACUAGUUGGCUGCAUUUUUUAGUAAUUGGUUAGCAAGUGACAAGCCUGCCACAAAAGCUAAUGUAAUUUGAGGCAAUAUUUAUCUAACUAGAAUGAAUAGGAAAAGAUGGUGACAGACCUAUUGUACUCCAUUUCUGUAGGAUAGUUACUCUAAAUACAAAGCUAGCUAGAAAAUCUUCUUUCUUUAUAUUCCACCUGGACAGCCAGGUGGGUGUUUCAACAGACAGGCUUGAGCUUACUUUCUGAAAGGAGAUGGGCCCCCAGGGAAACAGUCUUGCCAAUCACUAGAAAUAAUAAAGCUGUCAUCCUAUUAACCAGGAAUGUUUGACUUCGAGGUUUAGAGCCAAUUACUUUCAAAAUCCCUACCUUGUGGAGUUUUAUUGCCCCACCACUUAAUUCUAAAGGAAAAAGAAAAAGAGGUAAGAAAAGUUUUGAAAUUGAUCUGCUUUACUUCUGUUUUGUCUUUGUUGCCCAUGAUUUUCAGAAAACCUCAAAGAGCUGUGAAUUUGCUUAAGGAAUGGAAGGCUAACGAACUAUUCUCUAUUAGGAAAGAAUUCCCAUGUCAGAGACAAUUAAGUGGUGGCCACAAAUUGGGAAACCAAUGAUUGGUUAGAAUUUGGUCAUGCAGAGUGAAAGGACCGAGGGAAAAGGCACCUUCCAGUUAGAGGAAAUACUGUGAACCACUGUGGAAGUACAGGGCAUAUGUGAUAAGGAUGGUUAAAUUUGAUUGGUGCAUAAAACAUUUGAAGACAACAGAGAAGAAAUGGUGGAUGGGAUAGAGAUCAAAGAUAUUAGAAAGGUAAUGAAGGCCUGAAUCAGGCAAUGGAGAUGAGGAAAGAAUGGUUAUCAGAAGGUUAGAAUUAAAGAAUUUUGCUGCUGAUUGGAUAUGAUAGGGAAGCAGUCAAAUUUGACUCCAACAUGAUUGGAUAUGACAGGGAAGCAGUCAAAUUUGACUCCAACAUGUCAGACCUAAUUGAGGGAAUGGUGGUACCAUUAGGAAGUAUUAGUGAAAUAGUUGGUUUGGGAAGGAGAAAAUAGUGAUGAGAUUUUGUUUUGAGUCGAAGAGCCAGUGGAAAGUCAAGGUGGAAGUAAAUACUCAGGGUACAGCUUUAGCUGCAGACUUGCAGCUUGGUAGAGAAGUUAAGGCUAGAAGAGAUAGAAGAAUCUUUUAUUUAUUUGUUUCUUUGUUUAUGUUAUUAUUAUUUUAUUUUAGAGUUCAAGCUUUAGGAAAGGCUAACAUUUCCUAGGAACGGAGUAGGGAAAAAGGGUCAAGCCAGGACCUUGGGCAGCACUACCUACAUUUAGAGAACAACAGAAACUUUGAAGAAGAUAAGUGGUCUUAGACACUAGAAGAU
Molecule: messenger RNA, 5422 nt
Organism: Balaenoptera musculus (blue whale)
Lineage: Eukaryota; Metazoa; Chordata; Mammalia; Artiodactyla; Balaenopteridae
Gene: TSC22D2
Product: TSC22 domain family member 2
Exons: 3
Coding region: 137-2251 (704 amino acids)
Biological process (GO): regulation of transcription by RNA polymerase II
Source: RefSeq, a predicted model, not a curated record